This is a messenger RNA of Cloeon dipterum, 977 nucleotides long. Its product is annotated as thiol S-methyltransferase TMT1A-like. The record is from RefSeq and is a predicted model, not a curated record. Bases 32 to 952 code for a protein of 306 amino acids. The transcript is spliced from 5 exons. Gene Ontology annotation, molecular function: S-adenosylmethionine-dependent methyltransferase activity. Lineage: Eukaryota; Metazoa; Arthropoda; Insecta; Ephemeroptera; Baetidae.
AUACGCGGUGCGGUGCGGGCAUAAAUGCAUAAUGGGGCCGAACUAUUAUUUGCCUUUGGUGCUAGUGAGUGCGGCCGCUGGAAAGACAAAGUGCAGAGCAGGCGAAGCCAAGAGCGAAGGAGCGAGGAGGCGCCGGCCGCGCCGCGAGCGCGAUCCGCAGCGUCAGUGCAGCAUGGACGAGUGGUCGGGCUGCUUCUUCAACAGCCUGCUGGCGCUGGUCGUCCUCGUGCCGCUCGCCUACACCGUCCUCUUCAGCGACAAGUUUCGCAAGUUUCGUGAGCAGUGGUAUGCCGAAUUCGUCAGUGACCUCAGGGUCGUGUGGAACGCCGCCUUGGACGAGAGGAAGAGGACCCUCCUCGCUCCCAUGGAGCACGCCGUGUCCAAGGACGACCAGCUCAGACUGAAGAAGUCCAUCAGGGUCUUGGAAAUCGGCUGCGGCACUGGCACAAACCUCAAGUACUACCCGGACGGCGCGAGCCUGGUGAUGGUCGACAGUGCGGCCGACUUUGAGGACCGGCUGCUGGAAAACGUGAAGAAGUAUCCGCGUUUAUUUUUGGAGCGCAUUGUUUACUCGUGUCCGGAAGACAUGUGUGAAAUUACAGACCAAAGUGUGGACGCCGUCGUGUCAACCAACGUCCUCUGCUCGGUCGGCGACGAGCGAAAGGUUUUGGCAGAAGUGGUCCGCGUUUUGGCACAAGGGGGAAAGUUUUACAUGAUCGAGCCCAAGGCGGAAAACUUCUGGAGUUUUACUUUUGCACUGCAGUGGAUUUUUACAACUUCUGGCAUAUGGCCAUACCUUUUUGAUGGCUGCCGCCUGACCAGAGACAUCGAAAAAGUCGUGGGCGAAGCUGGCUUCAGUGCUGUGGAGAGCUCUGAUUUUAAUUUGCAACAGAGUGACCAUUUCGUUUUUAGAGUAAUUCGCAGACAAACUUGUCUAGUCGCUACAAAAUAAUAAAGUUGGAUUUAUACUUUUUCAA